This is a messenger RNA of Sardina pilchardus (European sardine), 1989 nucleotides long. Its product is annotated as D-amino-acid oxidase-like. NCBI's taxonomy places the organism in Eukaryota, Metazoa, Chordata, Actinopteri, Clupeiformes, Clupeidae. Gene Ontology annotation, biological process: D-serine catabolic process; L-proline catabolic process; D-alanine catabolic process. Gene Ontology annotation, molecular function: D-amino-acid oxidase activity; FAD binding. The record is from RefSeq and is a predicted model, not a curated record. Gene Ontology annotation, cellular component: cytoplasm. The transcript has 11 exons. The coding region runs from base 537 to 1574 and encodes 345 amino acids.
AGCAAUGGGCACAGUCUUGAGGGCUGAGACUUUAUAGCCUAGGCUACAAGAUUUCUCCACAUUGCAGCCAAAUUCUGUCAUUCUUGUUGUAGGCCUAUAAGGUUUAUUUACAAAGUUAAAUGGUUGUUGGCAUAAGUCAGCGGCGUUAGUUUGAGCACAUAGCCAAUUGAAGUAGCCUAAGCUAUAGGCGCCUAAUUGUUUUGAUGCGUUGAAUGGAAGUCUGUGAGCAGUAAUUCGGUAGCCUAUAGCAGUGACCUCAAUAUUUCUCCGGUUAACGUGACAGCGGUGCCACAGUAGCCUACUAUCCGAACUAAAGAUGUUUAGGACCAUCGCGGACUCAGUUGUACCCUAAAUCGGGCUACUGUUGCUUUUGUGUCCUUGAAGACUUUUUUUUUCUCCAUAGGGAUUAUCUCACUUUUAGAGCUGGACUUUCUCCUGAGUGAACUUUGCCUUAGGAGGCUAACUUUAUAACAAACCUACCUAACUUGACCUCUUCAAUUGAUCGUGCUUUUCACUUGUCUUCACAACACACCGACAUGCGUGUAGCAGUUAUUGGCGCUGGAGUCAUUGGCCUCUCAACUGCUCAGAGCAUUUAUGAGCAGUACCAUGACCGAGCUAGUCCACUGACCAUAGAGGUGUAUGCAGACCAUUUCACCCCUCUUACAACAAGUGAUGGAGCAGCUGGGUUUUGGCAGCCAUACCUCUAUGACAAGGGCAACAAUCAGGAGACGAAAUGGAACAAGGAGACCUUUGAUUAUCUGCUAAGUUUCCUGCGUUCACCAGAUGCUAUACAAAUGGGUAUCUUCCUUCAGUCUGGCUACAAUUUGUGCACAGAGUCAGCCCCUGAGCCUUCAUUUAAAGACAUUGUGCUGGGUUUUCGCCAGUUAACAGAGCGGGAGUUGGAGAUGUUCCCUGGUUAUAGUUAUGGAUGGUUCAACACUGCACUUAUGGUUGAGGGAAAGACCUACUUACCAUGGCUUAUGGACUGGCUAAAGCAGAGAGGCGUGAAGUUUUACCACAGGAAGAUAAAUUCAUUUCAGGAGUUGGCUGACAGUGGUUUUCAAGUCAUUAUUAAUUGUACCGGAAUGCGAUCUGGAGAGCUGCAGCCUGAUCCACAGCUCCAGCCAGGGCGAGGUCAGAUCCUUAAGGUGGAUGCUCCUUGGCUUAAACAUUGGAUUCUCACACACAACUUCACAAAAGGCACUUAUAACACACCCUACAUAAUACCAGGGAGUCGUUUGGUGACUGUGGGAGGAAUCUUCCAGUUGGGGAAUUGGAGUGAGGCAAAUAACUCCAUUGAUCACAAGAAGAUAUGGGAGGAGGCUUGCCAGCUGGAGCCCAGUCUUAAUCAUGCACGAAUUGUAGAGGACUGGACAGGACUAAGACCUGUGCGCAGCAGCGUUCGACUCGAAAGGGAGUCCAUUCAGUCUGGUCCAGGCACACUUGAGGUUAUCCACAACUAUGGCCAUGGAGGCUAUGGGCUUACGAUUCAUCGCGGCUGUGCCCAAGAGGCUGCAAGACUUUUUGGUGAGAUCCUGAAGCUGAAACAAUGGGAGAAAAAGUCACAUCUUUGACCCAACAGACCACCAAAGCAGCAUUACAUUGUUAUUUAAUGUUAACAUGAUUUGCAGAUUAACACAUUUACGAGUUAUUGUUAUUGAGACACAUGAGCCAAACAAACUGGUGAACAUGGGAAAAUUGAGUAGACUAAUGUCAAUUACAAAUAACUAAUCAGUUUUUAGAUUAAAAUAAUAUCUUAAGUUGUAACAUUAAGAAUGAUGGAACAUGGAAUGUAAGAGAACUAAGAGAGUAUUAGGCUACUAGGGCCAACCCCAGGUGUAUGCUUAAACUUAUACUUACAGUACAAAUGUAAUGAUGGAGUUUUAAAAGAACUGUAUAGAUGAAUAUAUCUUUAGAAUAUGUUGGAAGUUGUUCCAACAUGAUUUAAAUGAAUAAAAUCAAUCAAUAAAUACUGAAAUUUGCCUGGAC